AUGCACGGGCUUCUCUCUAGGAAGGGGCGCGCGGAUACAGGUCCACGGAUGGCUCAGUUGGGAGCGGUUGUGGCUGUGGCUACCAGUUUCUUUUGUGCAGCUCUCUUCUCAGCCGUGCACAAGAUAGAGGAGGGGCAUAUUGGGGUGUAUUACAGAGGCGGUGCCCUGCUGACUUCCACCAGCGGCCCUGGUUUCCAUCUCAUGCUCCCUUUCAUCACAUCAUAUAAGUCUGUGCAGACCACGCUGCAGACAGAUGAGGUGAAGAAUGUACCUUGUGGGACUAGUGGUGGUGUGAUGAUCUACUUUGACAGAAUUGAAGUGGUGAACUUCCUGGUCCCAAGUGCAGUAUAUGAUAUAGUGAAGAACUAUACUGCCGACUAUGACAAGGCCCUCAUCUUCAACAAGAUCCACCAUGAACUGAACCAGUUCUGCAGUGUGCAUACACUUCAGGAGGUCUACAUUGAGCUCUUUGAUCAAAUUGAUGAAAACCUCAAACUGGCUUUGCAACAGGACCUGACCUCCAUGGCCCCUGGGCUUGUCAUCCAAGCUGUGCGGGUGACAAAGCCCAAUAUACCUGAGACGAUCCGCAGAAACUACGAGCUGAUGGAAAGUGAGAAGACAAAGCUGCUCAUUGCAGCCCAGAAACAGAAGGUGGUGGAAAAAGAAGCUGAGACAGAGCGGAAGAAGGCGCUCAUUGAGGCAGAAAAGGUGGCUCAGGUUGCAGAAAUCACCUAUGGACAGAAGGUUAUGGAGAAGGAAACUGAGAAGAAGAUUUCAGAAAUUGAAGACGCUGCGUUUCUGGCACGGGAGAAGGCAAAGGCUGAUGCUGAGUGCUAUACUGCUAUGAAAAUGGCCGAAGCAAAUAAGCUGAAGCUAACCCCUGAAUAUCUGCAGCUGAUGAAGUACAAGGCCAUUGCUUCCAACAGCAAGAUUUACUUUGGCAAAGACAUCCCUAACAUGUUCGUGGACUCUGCAGGUAGUCUGGGCAAGCAGUUUGAGAACCUCGCUGACAAGCUGAGUUUUGGCUUAGAAGAUGAACCCUUGGAGGCAGACCCGGAGGAGAAUUGA
Messenger RNA from Pipistrellus nathusii (Nathusius's pipistrelle), 1068 nucleotides. The record is from the annotation of a GenBank genome assembly. Lineage: Eukaryota; Metazoa; Chordata; Mammalia; Chiroptera; Vespertilionidae.